GUGGUACACAAAGAGGCCGUAGGGUACCGAGCGGCGGCUUCGUUUCGAGGACCGCGUGCCGGCCCCUUGCUCCUCGGGGGCGGCUCUUUUGUGCUGGUUUGGAGCUUCAGCUGCGUCACGCCCUUCAUCGGAAGUCUGUCAUUGUCUAGCUACUGUAUCGUGUCGUUCGCGUUGUUCUGGACGUACCGUUCGGCAUGCGUCUGGAUCGAGAGGCGGCAUGUCUUUUGCGUGCGUGGCAGUCUUCCACAGAGUUUUCUCCAUUGGCACUUUCCUACUCUAGGGCGCGAGGACGUCCAAUUUGUACGGUGAUUCCGGCGAACGAGUCGCCCGGCCGUCCCAGAUUCACCUGCAUGCCCGCUUUGUUUAUGAGACACCCAGCUUUGAAGAUACCCAGCAGCUCCGAACUUUCUGCGACAGCCUUUCGCACCCGAAUUCACAUGAUUCUUCGGCGAUGCUGUCUCAAGUGUACCCGAGACCAAGUGCAUUGUCCCUAGGGUCAUUGUGGCCAUCUUGCGAUAUCGACGACGGGAACCUGUUGCAACAACAACCUGGUCCUGGUUUAGGCUGGGUUUCGCAACAUCUAGGCUACCAUGGACACUACGGUCACUGCCUUCACCUUCACACCACGCCGAAAACUACUUUGACCAGGUGAAGCCUGGUUCGGUCUCGAUGCUACUUCUCGUGCCGCCUUCUAGGGGUGGUAGUGUUACUUCACAGUCUCCGCAAGGCAGCCCUUACACAUUUCACAUUUUAACCUUGCUCUCUCACCUCGCGCUGCUACACCACACCUACACGUUCCACAGCUGAGGUCACCCUGGUAUAUGCAUAUCGCGACGCACGUCUUUUACCUCACCCACCGAACCACGUACCUCGUCGAAUCUCGUACUCUGCACAAAUGUCUCCCCGACAGGCGAAACCCACAGGCCGUGGUCGGGUCCGCAAACGAAUGGUCCGGUCGCACAAUCAUAUCAUGCACAAGGUGCUCACAGGCGGCGAUGAUCAGAUGUCCGCAUCAACAAGUACACCCGCGACGCUCUCCCACACUCAAGAUCAUCCAUCUCCCGCUGACAAUAUCACCCGGGACCGGUUCGCCAGUCAGCACGCCGAACCAGCGAUCGGCGACCACACCUCGUCAGGCACACCCACCGUCGAGACUGCCACAUCCGCCAUAUCCUCGCAGCAAGAUGCCAUCAACCUGUCGCGGUGGCGGAAACGCUGGAGGUGCCUACUCCGGGAUCUGGAUACGCCGCGGAAGAAUUUCAUCAAGACACAGAAGGUUCCCAGUGAGUCCUCGUUGCGUGGACACCUCUCAGCAGAAUUCCGUGACAAGGUUGGACAUUCGCACUUUGAGACGAUAUGCCAAUGGCUGGACCUGGUGGAGGUCAUUGAAGAAAGCCUCGUCCAGUUGCAAUCGAGGGAUAGGGAUGCCGGUGGGGAAAGGGAGGUGGCACAAGCCUCUGACACUGCAGAAAAGCAUAGACAACUACGAGGUACGCAGGCCUCGACUGUGGUCAAGGUCUUCAAGGAGCGGAGGAGCAUGUGGCCUACGGUGCGGACGACGAUCUGUGAGAUCUUGGGACUUGAAGAAGGGCAGAUGGACAGGGAAAUGUUCGACCUCGUGGUCCAACCACCGGUCCACAAGACUGCCGGGAGGGGUGUCCACCACCGUUGAUCUUCAGGACUGGUCCCGGGUCGUGGAGAAGGGGCGUGGGUUGGACGCCUGGGGAGAAUGUUUCCAACGCGCAAGCACAGCGCUCCUGUCCGCGGUCUCUGUGUGAGGGAACAAGAUAUCCCGGCUUCUACUCGUCGACGUACACUUCGUCCCCAUCCGAUGGUUGGUCUUGCUGUGCCUCGCUGUGCCGUCAUACCCUUGAUCUACGUACUCUUUCGUCUAGGAUAGCCAACGAUCACUAAACAAAGACUAUUUC
Molecule: messenger RNA, 1928 nt
Organism: Exophiala oligosperma
Lineage: Eukaryota; Fungi; Ascomycota; Eurotiomycetes; Chaetothyriales; Herpotrichiellaceae
Exons: 2
Coding region: 822-1778 (318 amino acids)
Source: RefSeq, a predicted model, not a curated record